AUGCUCUCUGGCGGGUGCUACCAGCCGCAGUACAGCGGCAACUGCUCCGCAGCCUUCAGCGGUGCCACCACCACGGGGUACCACCCAGCGCACCACCACCAUCACCACCACGUGCACCACCACGGUCAGGUCCACGCGGCGGGCACCCCCUUCUCCGUCAAGGACAUCCUGAACCUGGCGGCGGCCAACGAGCAGCAAGCUGCGAGCCAGUUCUUCCCCGUCAUGGACGUCAGCUUCGCCUUCGACGAGUGCUCCGCAGCUGGCACCACCUUCACGGCAAGCAACAACAACAACAUCUGUAACGUCGCGAACAACAACAAUAACAUCAACGGCUCCCUGAUCGGUGGCAGCGCAGUGAACGGCACGUCCGGUUUCUGCGACGGCAACGCCCCUCUCGAUCCGUUCGCUGACCUGUACUACUCCACCGGGUACGCAGGGGGAGGCGCCGGCGGGAAAGUGUCGGUGUCUGUGGAGGGCUUUUGCGGAGGCGGCGGCGACGUGGACCAGUCGCUCACGUCGCCGCACGUGCAGCAGCUGAGCCACCUGUGUCCGCCAUACCCGGAGCAGCAGCCGUCGCACGUGCACCAACAACUGCAGCCACAGCAGCAACACACCCAGCCAGGCGCGGUUGAAAGCGACAAGACGGUGCGAACAGAUUCCAAAAGGAGCCAGACUGGUCAGCAUCGCCAAAGGAUUAAGAGGAAGCCCAGAGUGCUCUUCUCGCAGGCGCAGGUGCACGAGUUGGAGCGACGCUUCAAGCAGCAGCGCUACCUGUCGGCCCAGGAGCGCGAGCACCUGGCGUCGCACCUCAAGCUGACAUCGACGCAGGUGAAGAUCUGGUUCCAGAACCGCCGCUACAAGAACAAGAGGCAGCGUCUCCUAGAGGGCGCCACCGCAGCCGCCGCCGCACAGCAGCAACCGCGGCGCAUCGCGGUUCCGGUGUUGGUGCGCGACGGCAAGCCGUGCGCCAGCCCGCCGCCCCCGCAACCGCCCCCGCCAGCCUACCACCUGCCUCUGGCUGCCACCGCCGCCGUCAAAGCCGAGGAGGAGUCAUUCCUGUGCCACGGCUACCCCACGGCCUCCACCCCCGGCGCUCUGCAGUUCGACCAGCCGCCGCCGCCGCCGUCGCCCCCAGGUCUGGACGUCUUCAGCCGCCAGGAUGCUGCCCCCUACUGUGCGGUAGUAGACGCCCACCAGCUGAGAGCCUGGUGA
Molecule: messenger RNA, 1212 nt
Organism: Schistocerca piceifrons (Central American locust)
Lineage: Eukaryota; Metazoa; Arthropoda; Insecta; Orthoptera; Acrididae
Product: homeobox protein Nkx-2.5-like
Exons: 4
Coding region: 1-1212 (403 amino acids)
Biological process (GO): regulation of transcription by RNA polymerase II; cell differentiation
Cellular component (GO): nucleus
Molecular function (GO): DNA-binding transcription factor activity, RNA polymerase II-specific; RNA polymerase II cis-regulatory region sequence-specific DNA binding
Source: RefSeq, a predicted model, not a curated record